AUGGAUCCAAACAUGUCUCACCAAGAGACACCAAGGCCGAGUGAUAGCUCGCACGAAUUUGCCCGACGCAGAUCCAACUUUUCCCUGUCGUUCGCACGUCGUUCGACCAAGAACAGAGCCAGUGUGCUCAGCAUCGAUACACCGGAGCCAAAAUGUCAGGAAAGAAUUCACUAUCCUGUCUUCAACCCAGACGAUCCCCGUCACAAUCCUUCGGGGCGUCGUCAUUACUGCCAGAACUCAUCGGUGGACUCCCAGAAGCAAGCACAUUGGGUUCAAGACCUCCAAAGACGCUCCAUCCACAAGGUCCGAUCGGGAUUGCUGUCUCUGCGAGAAGGACUGCUCCGCCUGUCGAGUUGGAAGGAUAGCGAUAUUAAGGAUACUGGCUCUAUGCUUGAGCGUCCGCAAAAUCAUAGCAGAGAAGGAAGGAACCCAGCAUUUGGGUUUUCGAGUAUCUCCGAUGUCAGCACCCAGGAGGAUAUGAACUUUGGAAUUGGUAUGUGCCGCAUGAACUCGCCCUGGCCUUCGACUUUCCGUGAGCCAAGUAUUAAUAGAUCGACUCGGGUCGCCUCUUCUCUGGCAUUACCAAAUUUGUCGGCCACAGAAUUGCAGGUAAGCAGUGGACAGCACCGUCCAGAAUCUCCAUCAUUCCGCAAAGUGAUCCUUACAUCUGGAGACGCGCCUCCGUACUCCACGAGAUACGACAAACCUCUUGCCGACGGUCUCGCGGACGCGGACACGGAUCAGGGGAGGUCGUUUGUGGACACCGAACGAAGUGUUGAUGGAGAUUUCAGUGAACAUUUGGAUCAAUCUGAGGUGUCGGAUUGGGAAACAAUUGCAUCUGGGAAAGAAAGUGGUAGUUCGGUGAAUGGAGAUGUCUCUGGGGCUCGUGGAUCGUGUGACGACAACACGCCUGCAGAACAGCCUCACGCAGCAGUGACCCUCUUGAAAAUUCCAGCAAAUGCAAAGCGGUGCAAGACUGUCAGCCCAGAUCUGCCUCACAAGGGAGUAAGAUCCGAUGAUUGUCCGAUGUAUGAAGAGACCACGAAUAGCUCCAUGGGGUCGUUCAAGCUUCCAGAUCCGGAUGCGCCAAGUAGUUUCAGUCCAAGCAAAUUUGAUCACCCACUGGCUAAUAUAAGAGAGUCGGAAGCUCUGGUGACACAGGAGCGCCUGCAGAUUCAUCGGACAAAAAGUGAGGAGGCUGCUGCAUCGUCCAUUGCCAUGUCAAGGAAAUGCUCUGUGAAUGUUGUGAAGAUUGCUUUCCCUGGCGUGUACCACGCCUUGCUCGAGCAGUGGACGAGAGAGACUCGUAACCUUUUUGUGAACAGUGCUGAGAUAGGAGGGGAUAUUUCACCUCUUUCUCACAUCCCCGACUCCGCUGCAGAGCAGAAUCAGCAGGAUCUCAACUACCACGAGUUGCCCUGGAGGUGUGGGAACCGCACUCACGGACUACCAGCCAGCACAUCCUCUGGCCACAGAACGUGGGGUUCAAGUGAGUCUUUCUCAUCUGGUGAACACAGUUCGACAACCAUCGAGGAUAUAUGGGUUCAAGCAGGGCCCCCUUCACGCUUCAGAACCUCCAGGCCUGCCAGAACUGCCAACUUAACCCGAAGUUCAUCCACAGCCCACACUCAUCCUCCGGAAGAGAUGCCAGAACUUAAUACACGCCAUUCUUUCGGCCUUCAUAUUGUCCAGGGAGGUGAACCCGACGAGAGGACCUCGUUAAAUGAUCAAGGUCAUCAAGACAACCUACGACAAUCCUCUUAUCAACAAGUUCCCCGACAGGCAUCCCAACAGGCUCCAACAGACGGCCAAUACACAUCUCUCUCUGCCCCUGUCACGGGUGGCCCCCUGGGAUCUCCUUUUGAUCAAUCGGAAUUUUCAUCAGUAUGGACCAAUGCCAGCUCCAUCUCUCCAGGUGCCACAUCCAGAACAUCCAUCUCCAACAUGCCAUGGUCACCGAUGGACUCUCCUAUCGACGAAGAGGUUCUCUUCUCAAACACCAUUUGGCGCGAUGAAUAUUACAUGGCUGAUGGCAAGACAAGCAACUACUACCCUGAUCGAGGUGACCAGCCUACCAAAAGAAUAUGGAGGCAGCGUCUCACCGAUGACGGCAGCAUUCACAGUGGACCUGGUUUGGAUCGCACUCCCUCCAGUAGACUCCAUGUCUCCGAGCUGAUGGCCCCGGUGACUCUCCCGCGCCCCUGUACAUCACUGCCAAACCGACCACGCCUCGAAAGGGAGGGCUCAGGUCAGCCACAGGGAAACUUCCCUAGACACCAGGCUCAGACAGGUCGCCUUGGAUGA
Messenger RNA from Penicillium atrosanguineum, 2304 nucleotides. RefSeq lists its product as uncharacterized. NCBI's taxonomy places the organism in Eukaryota, Fungi, Ascomycota, Eurotiomycetes, Eurotiales, Aspergillaceae. The transcript has 3 exons. The record is from RefSeq and is a predicted model, not a curated record. The coding region runs from base 1 to 2304 and encodes 767 amino acids.